Lindgomyces ingoldianus is the source of this 1611-nucleotide messenger RNA. RefSeq lists its product as uncharacterized. The record is from RefSeq and is a predicted model, not a curated record. The coding region runs from base 1 to 1611 and encodes 536 amino acids. The transcript has 15 exons. Lineage: Eukaryota; Fungi; Ascomycota; Dothideomycetes; Pleosporales; Lindgomycetaceae.
AUGGCUCCGCUAGCACUUGAUCAUGCUGCUCUCCUCCAAUAUACUACAACUGUCGAAGGUACGCAGGGUCUCUUUAUGCCUCUUCGAGGAAGAGACACCAUCCUGACCUGGUUUGAGUAUAAGGCAAGGCUUCGGGUGAGGAACUGGGAAAUAAACCUCACGUGGCGGCUUCAGAGAAUGACAAUAUAUAGGAUACAACCAUAUAGGAAUUCGAAGAGGAAAGGCAAGAAUCAGACUAAUCAUGUGGGAAACAACGCUACUUUCAGCGGUGAGGCGGCUGCGCCGCCUCCGCCAAAGAAGCCGCGACAGCACUGGGGUGAGCUCAGGGAGUUGUCGACGGCAAACACUAACUACGGCGCUGGGUCUCGGUCAAAGAAGGGCAACGCAGUGAGUCCCAAUCCUCACUGUUCUUCCCUUCACCUUUCACUCAUCCUUAACCAGCAUAGCGAGAACGACCCCACUAAAGUGGGCUCUGCAUGCGAUUAUGUAUUGACUCCCUAUAAUUUCGAUGAAGAAGCUCCAGCUCAAUCCCACUCUCAAGCUACCGGGCCCGAAUCCUUUGUCCGAUCUUCCGGAAACCCCGCUACUCCUGUUAUCAAAUAUCGAACCCCAUCUUCGCCUGUGUUUCCACAGGCGGGUUUGGCAGCUGAUCCAAUGGGUCUUGACGCUGCUCAAAGUCUAUCCUCACCGCCUGUGGCUUUGCCACCGGUACCGAAUAGCUUCGCUGCUGCUCUGAUGCCUGUAUACAGGACAAUCCUCUGCGUACCCCCAAUGAGCAUUGAGGACCACCUAGAGCGUUUCAGGGUGGCACACGGGAUUCUUUUCGAGGUCAAUGACUUAUUAGCCCACUACUCCAAUAUCCAGUUCACCUUGUCGAUUAGGGAUGGAGGAUGGUCUGGUAGGCCUUUGAGUGUCAUUUCAGCUCCUCAACGGUCACCAAUUGCAGAGAAGAAGGGCCCAGUGGUUCAUUCAGACAGGUGGUCUAUGAGAGCAGUUUUUCUAGCUUGUGUUGUCCUCUGGGUAUUGCCUGUACCUGCACGAAUGUUCAAAUGGGAUUAUUUGGCUAGUACUGCAGUCGAGACAGGUUGUGAAAUCAGCAGGAGAGCUAAGAGGGUAUGUGAUCGCAGAGAACAAGCGCCAGAAUACCGUAAAUAUGCCACCCUCACCAACACCACACCGGCCCAACCCACCCAUCUUCCCUAUCCUCCAAACCCCUAUGACCCCUUAUUCCUUACACCAUUAUUAUUCCGUCUUCACUCUUUCACACUCUCCACCCGAUCUUCGCACGAGAUGAGCUCGCGCGAGGUAGUUAAAAGCUUCAUGGCUAGAGUGACGUUGGCUUAUUCUUCUUCUUCGCUGAAAUAUUAUCUUUCCAGCAUGGGGAAGUCACUUGAGAGCUUCGAGGAGCGGGCGAUGUCGUCGCCAAAUUGGCCUCUUAUGGGCAACAAACCAGAAGCACACGACAACGGAUAUGAAAUCAGCUACUUCAUGGAGCUCUGUUUCCUCAAACUGAGAUAUAUCACGCAUCGUCAAAGAAAGAUUCAUAAUGAAUUGUCAUUUUCCUUACUGGACGGAAAGAAGGGCUCCAAAUGCACUACUCCACGCCAUUAA